GGGAGGCCGGCCACGACACAAUGACCGCCUGCCUAGGCAGAACGUGGGAGCACGGCUACAACCACCUCGCCGACAGCUGCAAUAGCCUGGACGCCAAUGGCAGCGACGAUGAGGCGACGGACCUGGUCGUCUACAAUGAGGACGGCACGUGCAAAAUGCUCACCGUCGCCGAGGGCCUACGCACGUGUGACCUGUGUGAGCUGCUCACGCUCAAGAACCACGUGGCCAAGAACGUCAACUGGUCGCUGGUGGAGCGCUGGCAGAGCCCGGCCAUCGAGAGGACGGUUGAGGACCACGAGGACGUGCUGAACACCUAUCGCUCGAUGAGGAUGGCGCACAGCAGCUCGUCAUUCUACUUCAAGAAAGACUUCGCCAAGUACGAGUUUUUCCAUAAUCCCCAGGAAAAGGAACACGACGGAAUUCCGUCCCGUUGGCUCAGAUGGGUAGAACGUCUGCCUUCUGGUUCAUCCGCCCGUGGCGGGCAAUUUUUCCCGGACAACAUGAUCGAGCUGCCGAACGGCAAGAGCUCGCCCAGCACCACGAGUUUGGCCCGGAUCAUCGCGCUGCAGAACCUGCUGACGACGUCGGCUCCGACGCCGCAGGUGUUCGGCUGGCUCUGGUUGGCCGGGCCCGAGUCGCGCGUCUGGCGGCGCGCCUACUUCUGGCUGCGUCACGACUGUCUCUACUACACCAUGGAGGCCAUGGACGACUCUCCGGUGCGUGACCCGGAGAAGUUCGCCGUGUUCGCGCACCUGCAGAACUAUGCCGUGUACGGGUGCUCGGACGCCCGGCGCGACUUCAAGGCGCCCUGCGACGAGGCCGUCAUCCUGCGCACGGGUCAGCAGCUGCGCUGCCUCGCCUGCGACGAUCUGGCCACGCGCCGCUGUUGGCAGACCGCACUGCGUGUCGCCAAGUACGGCAAGCAGCUGCACGAGAACUACAACUUCCAGCGGAUACAGCACGAGAACGAGCAGAGCAGCAGCCCCCGCGAACGCUACUGCUACUCCACCAGCCCCAAGAUGCCGAUCCCCCGCUCCCGCACGCUCUCCAACGCUGGACUCCAGGGCGGCGGCGGCGGUGGCGGCGCUGGCGGCGGCGGCGGCAGCCUGCCGCGUGCCUCGUCCGUCCGGCCGGCCGAGUACGACUCGGUGCGCGUGCCCAACGUGAGUCAGUCUGGGCCGCACCCGAGUCGUCUCGGCUCGAGUCAGUGUCAGGUAGGAUAGCGCUAGAGGUGGGCAGAGAGGGAGUAUGAGAAUAGAGGUAGAGGUGGAUAGGGAGAGAUAGAGACGAGGGGAGACGUCGAAAAUGUGGUAAUGCGGAGGAAAGCCGCUGAGAGUUCUAGGGUAGCCAUGGGGAAAAGCAGGUGAUUGCCUGGAAGAGGAAAAGGAGGGGAGAGCCGGCGAUGAGAUGACCUGGCGGAGGGGAUGGUCGGACAAAGCGAGUGGCACCGCCUCAUCGCAGGCUGGAGUGGGCUAGGCGAACUGAGAUACUUGCUUGAGCGGCACGGAGUCCGGUGAUGUUAAGUUUAGAACUUAAUGUGGGCGGUGCGCUUGUAGAAAGGACAUUUUACAUACAACACUGACUGUUGAACAUUACGAAAUGUAUCAUUUCAUCAUGGUCUGGGCCAUGGGUCAUACGUGAAUCAUGGGUCACGGCCUCCAAAGUUCAACUGG
Messenger RNA from Pollicipes pollicipes, 1673 nucleotides. RefSeq names its product growth factor receptor-bound protein 10. NCBI's taxonomy places the organism in Eukaryota, Metazoa, Arthropoda, Thecostraca, Pollicipedomorpha, Pollicipedidae. The record is from RefSeq and is a predicted model, not a curated record. Gene Ontology annotation, biological process: signal transduction.